UAUACUGUCAAGUGCGUCCAUUUCUUGUUUGACUUUUCCUGUGUCCAUCUAUGGCUAGAUCUUUAGUUUAGUGAUGUUCUGAGUGGAUUAUUGUGUUUUCAGGAUCCCUAAAUUGACUUGGCCUAACGCAGGAUUUUGCAAUAGAAGGCCAAUUGAUCAGACUGAUACUACCUAGAACAAAACCGAGAUCAGCGCAAGAAAAACGUAUUCAUAUUUGAGUGUCCGACAGUUCUCACUUGUCAAACAAUGGCCAAACAGACAAGAAACAGCAACCAAAAACCCAAAAUUAAGAAGAAAAGCAACGGUAGUGUCCGUCGUAAAGCAGUUUUUACCAAAUCUAAUCCGAACUUUAAGAAGACACCGACAAUGUUAAAUCGCAAAAUGCAAGAUGUGCGACAAAAACUUAUUCUGAAAAAACGAACCGUUACGGACGCCCGCGAUGUAUUGGCAAAAAUGGCAAAAACCCACGACGCCAGGAGUAGAUUGGACCGCAUGCGGAGCAAGCAAGAGAACAGAAAGACGACUCCGAUUGCUUCAUCCAGUUCGAAAAUCAAAGUUAUUGGCAAAAAUAUUGUUCAAAAAGUAGACGUCCAUGGCAAAAUUAGUCUCGUUACCAACAAAGCGAGGAACACGUCAAAUAUUAACUUGGCUAUUCAAAAGCAACUAGGCCUUCUACCUGCUACCAGGAUGCCAGCCAAGAGAAUUCAGUACCGAAAACCGCAAUCUCCAAAAUCAGUUACUCCCACAAAUAAACCUGUUCGCAAUGAAAGAAGUUAUGGACCGUCUAUGGCUGAAGCAGCCAGAGUGUACAAUAAAGAGAUGUACAGAUGGUUGAAACCAGAUCUGAGGCCUGCAUCUCAUUUGAUCAAUGCGCUGGAACCAACUAGGCAGGCAAUGCGUGAUGUUAUGCGUGAAGAAUUAUUAAUGGCCAAUAGAGGAUGGUCAAACUUGAUUACUCCAAAGCCAAUGAGACUGCAACCGAGUGGCUAUGUUGAUCUGGACGCUGCAGAUGAUGAUGUAGACAUGCCCGUGCUUCAUUUGCCUGCCAGUAGAGUCGCUCUUAAAGGGUUUAGCAGAACGAGUAACGUACAUUCAAGGUUGGAUGGGAAUCAAGACCAGUUUAAUAGUCAUGGUAUUAUGUCCGACAUCAAAACAAAAGUGGUUAUUCCCGUUGGUCAUCGAAUUGUCGUUUCAAAUUUGCAUCCUUCCGUCACUGAAGAUGAUAUUAAAGAACUCUUUGAAGACAAAGGUCAGCUUUUGUCAGCGAAAUUAGUCCGGCCAGGAGUAGCAGAAGUGAUUUACAAACAUUUAAAGGAUGGGCAAAAAGCUGUGGACACCUAUCAUAACAGACAGCUGGAUGGACAACCCAUGAAGUGUCUCCUCGUAAAUAAAAGACCAGUUUAUCAGCCAUCUGGCGCUGCAUUGUCGAACCUCGAAAGUUCACUGUCGAGAAGACAUUUAUCAGAUCGUUUUGACGAUUUGGUUCCAAGUAUGCGCACAAUUCACAAGGUUCUAUUUCAGAAGUAAUCUGGCUACUCGUCAAUCGGAGAGUACCUACGUGUUUUAUGAAGAAUAUGAUAUUUACAAAAUGAGAUAAAACUGCUUCUUCGUUACGUACGUUGUAUUUCAAAAACGUUCAAUCAGUUGUUGAAAUUCAUCAAUUCAGAAUGAAUCAGAUAGUUUGUUUUGCUCCUAUUUUAUUUUCUUUUGCUUCUAUUUCAAGUCUUGUUCUAUGUUUUCUAUGCAAUAUAGUAAUCUGGUUAAUAAGUUUUUUAUUCUCUAAUUAAUAGGUAUACGUAAAUGUAGAAAUAUUCAGUUUCUAAUAAAUUGCUUUGUGAAUGUAUGAAUAGAUCCGGUUAAACAAUA
Dendroctonus ponderosae (mountain pine beetle) is the source of this 1866-nucleotide messenger RNA. RefSeq lists its product as uncharacterized. The record is from RefSeq and is a predicted model, not a curated record. Gene Ontology annotation, cellular component: nucleus. The coding region runs from base 247 to 1527 and encodes 426 amino acids. NCBI's taxonomy places the organism in Eukaryota, Metazoa, Arthropoda, Insecta, Coleoptera, Curculionidae. Gene Ontology annotation, biological process: mRNA export from nucleus. The transcript is spliced from 5 exons. Gene Ontology annotation, molecular function: mRNA binding.